This is a messenger RNA of Parastagonospora nodorum SN15, 1770 nucleotides long. RefSeq lists its product as hypothetical. The transcript has 3 exons. Gene Ontology annotation, biological process: maturation of LSU-rRNA from tricistronic rRNA transcript (SSU-rRNA, 5.8S rRNA, LSU-rRNA). Gene Ontology annotation, molecular function: nucleic acid binding; RNA helicase activity; ATP binding. Gene Ontology annotation, cellular component: nucleolus. Bases 1 to 1770 code for a protein of 589 amino acids. The record is from RefSeq and is a predicted model, not a curated record. NCBI's taxonomy places the organism in Eukaryota, Fungi, Ascomycota, Dothideomycetes, Pleosporales, Phaeosphaeriaceae.
AUGACGGCCGCCGACAUCGACUCGAAGAAGCGCAAGCGCAAGCACAAGGCCAAGAAGGGCGAGGAAGCUGAGCCCGUCAAAGCGCAUACCAAUGGCGCAGCAGCAGUAGAGAAACCCCGCAAGAAGUCGAAGAAGGAGCACACACCUGAGCCUGAAGUGGAAGAUGUUGUAGCGGAUGCGUCUGAGAAUGAUGUAGAGAGCGGCGCUGAGGAAGACGAGGAGCAAGUCAACGCUGAGCUCAAAGAGAUUGCCGCGAAGGCAAAGAAGGCAAAGAAAGCCAAGGCAGCUCAAGAUGAGGACGAAGAUGAGGAUGCGGCUGGAAGUGGCGCCAACGCACUCGCAGUAGCAGACCUGCCCUCUGGUACUUCGAUACCCACGGUGGACGAUCCGACCCGUUUUGACGAGCUGAACCUGUCCGAGCGUACAAUGGAGGCCAUCAAGACGAUGGGCUUCGAAACCGCAAAGACUGGUAGCGGAAAGACGCUUGCUUUCCUGAUCCCUGCCAUCGAGAUGCUGUCUUCCAUGCGAUUCAAGCCGCGCAACGGUACCGGUGUCAUUGUCGUGUCCCCUACCCGAGAACUCGCUCUACAAAUCUUCGGAGUCGCCCGCGAGCUCAUGGAGAAGCACUCGCAAACUUUUGGCAUUGUCAUUGGUGGCGCAAACAGGAGAGCAGAGGCUGAGAAGCUGGCUAAGGGUGUCAAUCUGCUUAUUGCGACUCCCGGACGUCUGUUAGACCACCUGCAUAACACACAAGGCUUCGUCUUCAAGAAUUUGAAGAGCUUGAUCAUUGAUGAAGCUGAUCGUAUUCUGGAAGUCGGAUUUGAAGACGAAAUGAGGAGUAUCAUCAAGAUUCUUCCCACAGACAGGCAGACAAUGCUCUUCUCCGCGACACAGACCACGAAGGUCGAGGACCUUGCGCGUAUAUCACUGAAGGCCGGCCCGUUGUACAUCAACGUGGACUACCGGAAAGAGCACUCGACUGUGGAGGGACUUGAACAAGGGUAUGUCAUCUGCGACUCGGACACACGCUUCAGGCUGCUAUUCAGCUUCCUCAAGAAGCACCAGAAGAAGAAGGUCAUUGUGUUCUUCUCGAGCUGUAAUUCGGUCAAGUUCUACGCCGAGCUGCUCAACUACAUUGAUUUACCGGUCUUGGAGCUACACGGCAAGCUCAAGCAACAGGCCCGGACGAAUAGGUUCUUCGAGUUCUGCAAUGCACAGUCUGGAACUUUGAUCUGUACAGAUGUUGCGGCACGAGGGUUGGAUAUCCCCGAGGUAGACUGGGUGAUUCAGUUCGACCCUCCGGAUGACCCGCGCGACUAUAUUCACCGUGUCGGUCGAACAGCGAGAGGUUCAGAGGGCAAGGGACGGAGUCUGAUGUUCCUGUUACCGUCCGAGAUUGGCUUCUUGAAGCUGCUCAAGGAGGCGAGGGUGCCGUUGGUGGAAUUUGAGUUACCAGCAAACAAGAUUCUGAACAUUCAGAGCCAACUGGAGGCGCUCAUUACGAAGAACUACUACCUCAACAAGUCUGCCAAGGACGGCUAUCGAUCUUAUCUGCAAGCGUAUGCAUCACACAGUCUGCGCUCCGUCUUCGAUGUGCACAAGCUCGAUCUCGUCAAGGUAGCAAAGAGCUUUGGUUUCUCGACACCACCGCGGAUAGACAUCUCGCUUGGCGCGAGUUUGAGCAGAGAUAAGAAGGUCGAGGGACGGAGAGAAUAUGGACGUCAGCCGCAGCAAGGAAGAAGGCCAAUGAAACCGAACAAACGGUUCUAG